Ananas comosus (pineapple) is the source of this 1784-nucleotide messenger RNA. Its product is annotated as probable glycerol-3-phosphate acyltransferase 3. The coding region runs from base 32 to 1612 and encodes 526 amino acids. Gene Ontology annotation, biological process: cutin biosynthetic process. The record is from RefSeq and is a predicted model, not a curated record. Lineage: Eukaryota; Viridiplantae; Streptophyta; Magnoliopsida; Poales; Bromeliaceae. Gene Ontology annotation, cellular component: membrane. The transcript has 2 exons. Gene Ontology annotation, molecular function: glycerol-3-phosphate 2-O-acyltransferase activity; phosphatase activity.
AGCUUGAAUUGCAUUGUGAAUCGAUUUCGAUAUGGCGAAGAAGGCUAGCUCAUUUUUGCUCUCUUCUCUUCCUUCUUUUCUUCAUGCCAAACCUCCCUCUAGGAAAACUCCUACCACCUUAUACCCAAAGUUGCAACACUACUCUUCUUUAGAAAAAAUUUCCAACCAAGUUAUAGUUUGUGAUGUGGAGGGAGGGUUGUUGAGGUCUCAAUCCACAUUCCCCUACUUCAUGCUUGUGGCCUUGGAGGGAGGUGGGUUCUUAAGGGGACUUCUCCUCUUAGUUUUGUACCCUCUCCUUUGUUGCAUUAGCUAUGAGUUGAGGCUCAAAAUCAUGGUUUUGGUUAGCUUUUGUGGGAUCAAAAAGAAGGGGUUUAGAGUAGGGAGGAGUGUUUUGCCUAAGUUCUUUAUGGAGGAUGUGGGGUUAGAAGGGUUUGAGGCAUUGAACAAGGGUUCUAAGAAGGUUUGUGUUAGUAAAAUGCCAAGGGUGAUGGUGGAGGGGUUUUUGAAGGAUUAUUUGGAGGUGGAUGUGGUGAUAGGGAGGGAGUUGAAGGAGUUUAAUGGUUACUACACUGGGUUUAUGGAGGAGGAAGGUAAGGCUAUGGAAAGAUUGGAAUUGGAGUUGAUCAAAAUAGAGGAUAAAAAAGGUAGUGACAUAGUUGGUUUCUCAAGUUCCACCAAGUCUCUUAAUAUUCCUCUCUUCUCUCAUUGUAAGGAAAAAUACUUCAUGACUGAGAAGGACAAGAGGAUUUCGAACCCUCUACCAAGAGAAAAGUAUCCAAGACCAUUGGUUUUCCAUGACGGGAGAAUUGCAUUCAAGCCCACCCCAACAAACACAACAUUCAUGUUUAUGUGGCUCCCCUUCGGCCUCAUCCUUGCAAUCUUUAGGCUCAUCAUUGCCGUCUCACUACCUUAUAAGGCCUCCUCUCCAAUUUUAGCCCUAACCGGCACGAAAUGGAGGCUCAAGGGAGUACACCCAUCAAAUCUUUCACCAAAAAGUUCAAGUGAUCAUCAUGCAUCAAAACGCAAGGGUCAAUUGUAUGUUGGCAACCAUAGGACUCUCAUCGACGCCGUCUACGUUUCAUUUGCACUUAACAAGUCCGUUAGCGUAGUCGCCUAUGGCGUGAGUCGUAUCUCCGAGAUCAUAUCACCUGUAAAGACAGUUAAGGUGACGAGAAAUAGGGAAGUGGAUGGUAGCAUGAUGGUGAAGAAGUUAAGCCAAGGGGAGAGUGUUUUCAUUUGCCCCGAGGGAACUACUUGCAGAGAACCAUAUCUACUGAGAUUCAGCCCUCUAUUCACAGAACUGAGCGACGAGAUUGUACCAGUGGCUUUAAACAUUCAUGUCAGCAUGUUUUAUGCCACGACGGCCGGAGGAUCGAAGAGUCUCGACCCGCUGUACUUUUUGAUGAACCCUAGCACGUGUUAUGAGGUGGAGUUGCUUGAGAAGGUAGAUACAAGUGGUGUGAGAAAGGGGGAGUGUAGCAGCAUUGACAUGGCCAACCAUGUACAACGGCAGAUUGGUAAAGCAUUAGGGUUUGAGUGCACCACGCUUUCAAGGAAAGAUAAGUACAUGAUUCUUGCAGGGAAUGAUGGGAGUGCUGGACCUUCUAAAUAAAAAUAAGCAUAUAAAUAACAGUCGUGUUGUUUAUAAAGUCUAUACAAUUAAAGUGGUUUCCUUUAUUUUAGUUAAUAGGUUUAGUUAUUUUUAUUUAAUGUGUUUGCUUCUUUAUAGGGUUCUUUUCUCUUUUUAUUUUCUCUAUAGGCUAGGUUGUUUUGUUUUUCCUUCU